This is a messenger RNA of Trichoderma asperellum CBS 433.97, 243 nucleotides long. RefSeq lists its product as uncharacterized. NCBI's taxonomy places the organism in Eukaryota, Fungi, Ascomycota, Sordariomycetes, Hypocreales, Hypocreaceae. The record is from RefSeq and is a predicted model, not a curated record. Gene Ontology annotation, biological process: mitotic spindle assembly; gamma-tubulin complex localization; microtubule nucleation by interphase microtubule organizing center. Gene Ontology annotation, cellular component: interphase microtubule organizing center; gamma-tubulin ring complex; spindle.
AUGCCCAAGCCUGAUAAGCCAGAUAAACACGCCGCGGCGUCCCAAGCCGUCGAUAUUCUCGAGGAGAUUGCCGCCAUGCUGAACUGUCACAUGGACCGCCGCAUGCUGUCGACGUGUAUCUCAUUAAUCGAACAGGGCGUCCAUCCCGAAUCGCUGGUCCAAGUCAUCAAGGAGCUACGUGAGAUUGCCGACGAGACGAGGCGGGAACAGCAAGAGGCCGCUGUAGCUAACAGCCGUCGGUGA